AUGAGCUCGUUGCUGCCUGUCGACGAAGAGCUCGAGCAGGAGAAGGAGGAAAAGGAGGAGAAGCCUGGGUUAUUGGAGGAGGAGGAGGAAGACGACGAUGCAGAGGUGACGCCGAAUGAAGGCGCAGAGGACACCAUCACCAUUAUGGCGCAUGUGCGGGACAAGAUCAUCCCGGUGCACUGCGGUUUCGGCACGCAGCAAGUGGUGUGGCUGGGUCACGUGGCCAUCGCUCGCUAUGACGAGGAGGGCCAGGCGCAGGGGUGGAUGAAGCUGGGCAUCCCCACGAAGAUCAUCAAAGACGGCAAGCGCGAGCUUGGGCUCACGGACGUGAUCUGCGACGUGUUACAGGACAGAAACCACGUCUACAUCUCCACUUCACUAGGGUGA
Messenger RNA from Phytophthora sojae, 387 nucleotides. RefSeq lists its product as hypothetical. The coding region runs from base 1 to 387 and encodes 128 amino acids. The transcript has a single exon. NCBI's taxonomy places the organism in Eukaryota, Oomycota, Peronosporomycetes, Peronosporales, Peronosporaceae. The record is from RefSeq and is a predicted model, not a curated record.